GAGCAUAUGUGUAUUGUGCUUCAAAUCGGUUAUUUUCAUUCCAGCCAAAAGAAAUGAGUGGGAGAGAGAGAGAGAGAGAGAGAGAGAGAGAGAGAGAGAGAGUUGUCCUCAUCACGACACUGGCCAAGAAAGCUGAGUCAUGUAAGAGAGGGAAAUAAAAAAGCACCUCCAGCAUAUUAAAAAUGAAUAAGACAGGGAGAUUUUGAAAUAUAAUGAGAAAGAAGAGUGAGUAAUAUUUAAAAGCAUCUGUUGGGUAUUUGUCGGUUGGUAGGAGUUCACGCGAUGGCAGAUAAAGAAAGCUGCAAUGGAGUGAUGCUGAACAUGAAUGAGGGAGACCAGAUUUCAAGCUGUUAAUGUGAAGAGGCGGAGCAAAGAUCGGGAGGGUGGGGGGUUGAUAACGUGGCAGAAGACGAGAGAGGCUGUGUCAUUGUUAGAGAGCUCAGAUGCGUAUACAGUAUAUGUGGACAUAUUGUAUCCACACGGGGAGGCAGAGAGAGGCUGGUGCAGCAGCAGGAGCCACAUGAGCAGCGGGGAGGAGUCAGGAGAGGAGAGGCGAAUAAAAAGUCCACGCCCCUCUCUGCCGAGCAUCCAUUUACAGAGCAGCUGAUGUCUGCUGCUUCACUGGAUGCGUACAGACUCAGCAGUAACAGAGAAGAAGAAGAAGAAAACCCCCCACAGUGCACUGGGGAUCUGCUGGAUUUGGAUUACAACACCCAGGCAGCGAAGUAUCUCAACCUCGCCACGGUGGAGAAGUCUUUCACAGGCCCUGGAGUAUUUCUGAGGAGGUUUGUUGCAUCGUUCGUGUAAGAAAUGUUAGAUGUACUUAACCUCGGAGAGAAGGAGUAUUUCAGACACAGCAUCUAACCAACGCUGCUCAGUGCUGUGUGAAAACUGUCUUUAAGGAGUAUCUCAUCCAGCUGAUUAACAGAGGAGUGGCUUAAGAACUGCAGUCCUUUCACUUUAUGUACCUGGGAUUCUACAGGUUGCUCUCAGACAAGUUUCAAACAUGACCACCAUGCAAAGGCUGCUGCAGCUGCCGGUGAAUGCAGUGAACAUGGUGAAGACGGUGCAGAGUCAGGUCCAGGGCCAGGAGGAGGACAAGAGCCCCGUGCUGACCCCUGACAACGCACCGCAGAACUGGUACAGCGCCUUGCAGCCUGAUGAGCUGCGCCACCUCCGAUCUGGAGGUACAGGAGGAGGGGGAGGAGGUAGUGGUAGUGGUGGCGGUAGUGGUGGAGACCAGGAAGAACGAGGACCACUGGAGGAAGGUGGCGGAGGUGGCAGUUUCCAAACUCAACCUUUGCGACAUGACGACUUGAAGGAAAUGCUGGACAGCAACAAAGACUCUCUAAAGCUGGAGGCGAUGAAGCGGAUCGUGGCUAUGAUCGCCCGAGGUAAAAAUGCAUCAGAUCUCUUCCCUGCUGUGGUGAAAAAUGUGGCCUGUAAAAACAUUGAGGUGAAGAAGCUGGUCUACGUUUACUUGGUGCGUUAUGCUGAAGAACAGCAGGAUCUCGCUCUGCUCUCCAUUUCCACCUUUCAGCGAGGGCUGAAGGAUCCAAACCAGCUGAUCAGAGCCAGCGCCCUGCGAGUCCUCUCCAGCAUCCGAGUCACGAUCAUCGUUCCCAUCAUGAUGCUGGCCAUCAAAGAGGCUGCUUCCGACAUGUCUCCAUACGUCAGGAAGACAGCUGCUCACGCAAUCCCUAAACUCUACAGCUUGGAUCCAGAACAGAAGGACCAGCUGAUUGAAGUCAUAGAGAAACUCCUCGCUGACAAAACCACGUUGGUGGCAGGAAGCGUUGUUAUGGCUUUCGAGGAGGUGUGCCCGGAGCGCAUCGACCUGAUCCACAAGAACUACAGGAAGCUGUGUAACCUCCUGAUCGAUGUGGAGGAGUGGGGGCAGGUCGUCAUCAUCAACAUGCUGACCCGCUACGCCAGGACCCAGUUCCUCAACCCAAACAUUAACGAGUCCCUGCUGGAGGAAGGAGCUGACAAAACCUUCUACGGCUCAGAUGAAGACGAGGACGAGGACGAGGAGGAGAAAGAGAAGAAGGCUGAGGCUACCGCCAUGGCCAAGAGGAAGCCGUAUGUAAUGGAUCCCGACCACCGGCUGCUGCUGAGGAACACCAAGCCGCUCCUGCAGAGCCGCAACGCCGCUGUGGUGAUGGCUGUGGCUCAACUCUAUUUCCAUCUUGCUCCUAAAGCAGAGGUUGGGGUGAUCGCCAAGGCCCUGGUCCGUCUCCUGAGGAGCCACAGCGAGGUCCAGUACGUCGUUCUUCAGAACGUGGCGACAAUGACGAUCAAAAGAAGGGGGAUGUUUGAACCGUACCUGAAGAGCUUCUACAUCCGCUCUACAGACCCGACCCAGAUCAAAGUCCUUAAGCUGGAGGUUCUCACCAAUCUGGCCAAUGAGACGAACAUUUCAACCAUCCUCAGAGAGUUUCAGACAUACAUUAAAAGCAUGGAUAAAGACUUUGUGGCUGCCACGAUCCAAGCCAUUGGCCGCUGUGCUACUAACAUCGGAGAGGUGAGGGACACAUGCCUGAACGGCCUGGUGCAGCUGCUGUCCAACCGAGACGAGCUGGUCGUAGCCGAGUCGGUGGUUGUUAUUAAGAAGCUGCUGCAGAUGCAGCCUGAGAAGCACAGCGACAUCAUAAAGCACAUGGCCAAACUAAUAGACAACAUCCAGGUGCCGAUGGCUCGGGCCAGUAUCUUGUGGCUGAUCGGAGAAUACUGUGAGCAUGUCCCCAAGAUUGCCCCAGAUGUCCUGAGGAAGAUGGCCAAGUCGUUCACUAACGAGGAGGACAUCGUCAAGCUACAGAUCAUUAAUUUAGCUGCCAAGCUCUAUCUCACCAACUCCAAGCAGACCAAACUGUUGACACAGUAUGUUCUCAACUUGGCCAAGUAUGACCAGAACUACGAUAUCCGCGACCGGGCGCGCUUCAUUCGCCAGCUCAUUGUGCCCACCGAGAAGAGCGGAGCACUUAGCAAAUACGCUAAGAAGCUGUUCCUCGCCCUCAAACCUGCACCAGUCCUCGAGUCUCCAUUUAAAGAUCGAGACCACUUCCAGUUGGGUUCAUUGUCCCACUUGCUGAAUGCCAAAGCUGGCGGCUACCAGGAGUUGCCUGACUGGCCUGAAGCCGCCCCAGACCCCUCCGUGCGCAACGUGGAGGUGAAGGAGUCUGUAGAGGAAGUCAUAGACAACAGCGAGGGAAGGAUCGGCUUGCUAGGAGACUGGCGAGAGGUUUUUACGCUGCUUGAAAGAGUCACAACACUAACGAGUGUGCCCGAAUGGACCAAGUGCAGCAGCCGAGAGAAGAGGAAGGAGAAGAAGGUGGAGAAGCCGUUCUACUCUGACUCGGAGGGAGAGUCCGGGCCGACAGAGUCAGCUGACAGUGAGUCGGACUCUGCCAGCCGCUCGGAAAGCGCCAGCCCCAGCGAGGAGAGCAGGUCGGCGUCAGAGAGUGAAGAGAGCGAGGAAGGCUCUGAGUCUGAGGAAGAGGAGGAGGAAGAGCAGGAAAAGGACAAGAAGAAGAAAAAGAAAGAGUUGAGCAAACCGGUGCAAGAAAGCGAGAGUGAGCAGAGCAGUGAAGAAGAGGAGAGGAAGCACGAGAGGAAGAGUAAACCACGUGUCCAAACCAAGAGUGACUCAGAGUCUGAAUCUGACGAGGAAGAGGAGGAGAGCGAGUCAGAAAGCAGCCAAUCAGAGUCCGAAGAGUCUGAGUCCGAGACUGAAGUCAGAAAGAAAAAAAAGGCAGCUGAAUCCAAACCUCCUCUUAAGCCUGUCAAGAAAGAGAACAAGAAAGAAAGCAAGAAAGAAAUGUCUCUGCUCGACCUUGAUGAUUUUAACCCUGCUCCUUCUCCUCAAGUCACACCCGUCAACACCUUCCUGUCCAACAGCCUUGUGACUGACCUGGAGGGGUUGUCUCUGUCUGACUCUGUUCUCGCCCCAGCAACCAUUGCUCCCUCCAGUGCACUGAAGAACUACGAGCUGCUGCACCGGAUCACGGGGGAGGGUCUGUCUGUGGAGUACUGCUUCAGCCGACAGCCGUUCAGCCCUGACGCGAACAUGGUGGCGGUGCAGAUGCAGUUCACCAACAGCGCCACCUCUGAGGCCAAAAAUCUGCACAUGGAGGACGUGAAGCUGCAGUCUGGGAUGAGGGUCAAAGAGUUUCCAGAGAUUGAACUGCUGCCUGCAGGUGAGACGGCCACAGCUGUGAUGGGCAUCGAUUUCUGUGACUCGACACAAGCUGCGAACUUCCAGCUGUGCACUCACACCAGGAAAUUCUUUGUGUCGAUUCAGCCGCCGGUCGGGGAGCUGAUGAGGCCUAUCUUCCUGACAGAAAACGAGUUCAAAAAGGAGCAAGGUCAGCUGAUGGGUAUGAACGAGAUCACAGAGAAGCUGACCCUGGACGUCAAGUGCCGGAACGAACACGCCAUCGUCCAGAGGGUGACCACCGCCGCCAACCUCAGCAGAGUGCCCUGUGGUUCAGAUAAAGAGUGCAGGUUCGCGGGCAGGACGGUGACCAGCGGCAGCUUGGUGCUGGUCACCGUGGCGACCAAAGAAGAAGGAGGCGCCCAGCUGACAGUCAACUGUGAGAAAAUGGUGAUCGGCACCAUGCUGGUGAAAGACAUCCUCCUGGCUUUGACGCAGUGACGUGUGCUCCACCUUCUCUGCCCCCCAUCACGCCGACUCACCCCUCACACGUCGUCCGAGACUCAUCACGCGUCUCCUCUGUUCUCCUGUAAGCAGUGAGAGGAAGUCUGAAUGUUUCAUUCCAGUUUGUUGUUCCAGAGCACUCUACUUUUAGAAAUUACCUGUGUAUCCAGUGAAUGCCACAGCUGUACGUGAUAUCUUUGACAAUCAGACAUGACUGAUGUUGAACCUGAUAUGAAACCCCUCUCUUCCUGUUCAAGGAAAAAUAUCCUUUUGAAACAGAUUUUCCCUCUUUCAAUUUGAUCUUUUUGGAAUUUCUGAGUCAACAAAAAAAGAUUUGUGCAUCGUCAUGCAUUUGUCUUUUCACGAGGUCCACGAGGUUUGAAACUUUCAGCUGCAUCUUGUGGCCUUUCUCAGCAGAUGGAGCUAUUGACUCGUCACAGGCUGAGAAUUCAAAGUGCUUCCAUAAACACAGAAUUUAAAAUAAAACAGAAGUUCAAAACAGAAGUAAUAAAGUAACAGGGCAGCUGAAGUGAAUAAUAUAAUAUAAUACACCGGAGCUCGUAGACACAAAGGUUGAUAAAGUGUUGAAGAGUCUGCCAGCUGUUGGAAUGAAGGACCUGUGGUAGAUCUCCUUCUUACAUGGAGGGAGUAGCAGUCUGUUGCUGAAGGAGCUGUUUAAGGCCUCCACAGAGGCGAGGAGUUGUUCAUGAUGGAUGUCAGUUCUGCUAACAUCCUGAAUGAAUCGAGAAUAAGAUUUAAUGUGACAAAAAUGACAAAAGUUUGAACCCUUGUGGUGAAAUCAGUGAGAGUUGCAGCAGAUCUUACAUUUCCUGGGAGAUUGUUGGUUCAUUAACAGAGAGCACCAGCUGUCUGUGAGUCCAGGCAUCAGCUGUGAAGAUCUUUUAUUGAUGUCAGGAGAAAGAUAAAGGAGGCCAUUCACAUCCAGCAAUGCCCACCUCAGACUAUGAGCACGUGUCAUGUGAUCUUACGUAUGUCUGGAAGGCCAUGAGAUGCAGUUUAACAAAGUUAGUGAACCUCGUGUUGAGAAUUUUGAGUCAGAACAUCAGGAGCUCUUUUCUGAGAAAAUAAAUUCAAAGAUGAAGAUGAACAUUUUGUUUAUUUUGUUUAGAAAUGAGCUGCCAGACAAGUCAUUCUUAUUCUGGGUGGAUGCACAAAUCUCAAAAAGUUUUCAUUUUUCGCUUGUUAGUCAUUAGCUCUCUGACUAUUUGAAUAUGUAGAUAAAAUAAGUGAUAGAUGAUAAAGUGUAGAUAUGAAUCCCCAC
Molecule: messenger RNA, 5939 nt
Organism: Larimichthys crocea (large yellow croaker)
Lineage: Eukaryota; Metazoa; Chordata; Actinopteri; Sciaenidae
Gene: ap3b2
Product: adaptor related protein complex 3 subunit beta 2
Exons: 29
Coding region: 1007-4654 (1215 amino acids)
Biological process (GO): intracellular protein transport; vesicle-mediated transport
Cellular component (GO): AP-3 adaptor complex; membrane coat
Source: RefSeq, a predicted model, not a curated record